Episyrphus balteatus (marmalade hoverfly) is the source of this 921-nucleotide messenger RNA. RefSeq lists its product as uncharacterized. Lineage: Eukaryota; Metazoa; Arthropoda; Insecta; Diptera; Syrphidae. Bases 102 to 836 code for a protein of 244 amino acids. The record is from RefSeq and is a predicted model, not a curated record. The transcript has a single exon.
UCAGGCUUAAAUUUUCCAACUAAAAGGUUGGCUUAAAAAAAAAUUUAAAAUUUUUAUAUUUUUGCAAAAAAAAAAUAAUAUCUACAAAAUUCUAAAUUAAAAUGAAUCAAUUAAUCAUAAAUUCAACUCCAAAUUGCAAUCGUGUAUUUUUGCUAAAAAAUCUAGUCAAGAAUUUUAUAGCUAGCAAUCGUUAUGCAAGCGGAUGUUUUGAAGAUAAAACAAAAUGUCCAAAAGGAAAAAUUAUGAAUACUUCCUGUGAUGACAAUAAACAUGAAAUGCCACCACGAAAGGCCCCCAAAAAGGAAGAAUUCAAAUCUAUGUGGGAAAAUCCAAAAUGUGAACCUUCUGCUGCUACAUGUCCUCAAAUUGGUUUUGAUGCCUUGUAUUACAAGCCUUCCGAUAAAGCAAAGCGUGAAUAUCAACAGACUUGGAUUGAGUGCCCGGCACGUCUUGUCAAGCCAGUUAUAACAUGUGAAUUCCCUAAGGAUCAGUAUCCUCCUCUUGAGCGCAGAGCAAGAAAGGAAAGACCAGACACUGCAAAAUGCAUGGACACAAGCAAGUUAGAAUUGGCACCCUGUUCGAGACAAAAGGAUUUAAAACAAAAUAAGAACUGUGUCAAGAUCAAACUUCCAGGAUGUCGUGGUGUUCGUUCGGAUAUUAGGUGUAAAUUAGUUCGAGAGCCAGCCAACUGCCAGAUUGUUCGAAGUCCUUAUCCAAGCUACUCGGAGUGCACUCAUCCCAAAAUAAAACCUAAACGUGUGGGCGAGUGUGAGUGUAUGAAGAUUCGUUCGAUGUGUGAAGUUUGGACAGUCUUGAGACAAAAGGCUAUUCUAUAAAUUAAUUGGAACAUUUCUUGAUGAAUUUUUUUAUUAUUAGAAAAAAAGAACUAAAUAAACUGCAAUAAAGAUAAAAAAUAAGAAA